Molecule: messenger RNA, 1050 nt
Organism: Marasmius oreades (fairy-ring Marasmius)
Lineage: Eukaryota; Fungi; Basidiomycota; Agaricomycetes; Agaricales; Marasmiaceae
Exons: 7
Coding region: 1-1050 (349 amino acids)
Source: RefSeq, a predicted model, not a curated record
AUGCCCGCAAAAGUUAAAGUACUCGUUACUGGGAUUACGGGAUAUAUCGGAGGCGCCGUCGUCAGUAAAUUUCUAGCUCGCCCUGACGCUUCGUCGUUCGACAUACGUGCAAUUGUACGGUCGGCUGACAAGGGGGAGAAGUUGAAAGCAUUCGGAGUUACACCCAUCAUCGGGUCGCACAACGACGAACAAGUGAUGGUGAAGGCUGCCUCGGAGGUGGAUGUCGUAAUCGCCAUGGCAGAUUGUGAUGACUUGGUAGCUGCAAAAGCUACAUUGAAAGGGCUAAAGAAACGCUUUGAAGAGACUGGGAAGCCUCCCAUUUUCAUUAACACUUCGGGGACAGGCGUACUGGCAGAUAAUGCAGCCGGACAAUACAUCACGGACACCAUUUACGAUGAUGCGGACGCGGACCAGAUUGAGACACUCGCUCCCACUCAGAUUCAUCGAAAUGUCGACUUGGAAAUCGUCGCUGCAGACAAAGAAGGAUAUGUCAAGUCGUACAUCAUCGUACCGUCUACCAUUUACUCCGUCGCGAAGGGGCCACUAUUCGAAGCAGGAAUCUCAAACCCUCAUUCUAUACAAGUACCAGCUAUUAUCAGGGCUUCUCUGGACCGCAAACAAGCCGGUAUGGUCGGUAAUGGAGUGAAUCUAUGGCCAAAUGUCGACAUUCAUGAACUUGCUGAUUUAUACAGUGUCCUAUACGACUCAAUCGUCCAGAACCCUGAUCAGACUGGUCACGGUCGAGAAGGGUUCUAUUUUGGUGCUAGUGGCGAACAUCGGUUGUAUGAUAUCGGCAAGGCGUUAGGAGAAGCUCUGGUGGAGUUGGGGAUUUCGUCAAGUGCUGAGCCUACGACAUUCUCUCAGCUAGAGCUUGACAAGUACUUCAGGGGCUCGGCCUAUCUAGGGAGCAACUCGCGAUGUAAAGCUAACAGGUCCAGAUCCGUUGGGUGGAAGCCAAAUAAGUCGACUCCGGACUUGCUCCGAAGUAUCAAGGCAGAAGUGGAAGCAUUGAUGAAGACAAAUGCCUCUCCCCAGGCAAAGAAACUCUAA